Molecule: messenger RNA, 1378 nt
Organism: Monodelphis domestica (gray short-tailed opossum)
Lineage: Eukaryota; Metazoa; Chordata; Mammalia; Didelphimorphia; Didelphidae
Gene: TALDO1
Product: transaldolase 1
Biological process (GO): pentose-phosphate shunt; pentose-phosphate shunt, non-oxidative branch; carbohydrate metabolic process
Cellular component (GO): cytoplasm; intracellular anatomical structure
Molecular function (GO): transaldolase activity
Source: RefSeq, a predicted model, not a curated record
GGGCGUGGCCCGCGCCAACCCGCGCUACCCCGGCGAAGCAGGCCACAGGCGGGGCUGUCGCGGUGCAUUGUGGGCCCAGCUCUCCCGCUCUUACCCCCGCUAGCCUGCAGCCUCUCUCUCUCUGUCCAGCCCGCGCGUCCCCGCAGCAACCUCGCACCCGCCGCCGCCGCCUCCUCCUUCUCCUCCGCACUCUGCUCCCCGCGCGCUCCCGGCCCAGCCCCGCGCGCCGCCGCGCUAUGGCCUCCACCUCCCCCGUGAAGCGGCCCCGCAUGGAGUCGGCACUCGAGCAGCUGCGGCGCUUCACCACCGUCGUGGCCGACACGGGAGACUUCCGCGCCAUCGACGAGUACAAGCCGCAGGACGCCACCACCAACCCGUCGCUGAUCCUGGCCGCGGCGCAGAUGCCGGACUACCAGGACCUGGUGGAAGAGGCCGUGGAGUACGGCAAGAAGCUGGGGGGGUCCCAGGAGGAGCAGAUCCGGAACGCCAGCGACAAGCUCUUCGUGCUCUUCGGGGCCGAGAUCCUGAAGAAGAUUCCUGGCCGCGUCUCCACCGAAGUCGAUGCCAGGCUGUCCUUCGACAAGGAAGAGAUGGUGCGCCGGGCGCUGCGCUUCAUCGAGCUCUACAAGGAGGCCGGCAUCAGCAAGGAGCGCGUCCUCAUCAAGCUGGCCUCCACGUGGGAGGGGAUCCAGGCCGGAAAGAUCCUGGAGGAGCAGCACGGCGUCCACUGCAACAUGACGCUCCUGUUCUCCUUCGCCCAGGCCGUGGCCUGCGCCGAGGCCGGGGUCACCCUCAUCUCCCCCUUCGUGGGCCGCAUCCUGGACUGGCACGUGGCCAACUCGGACAAGAAGGCCUUCGAGCCCCACGAGGACCCAGGCGUCAGGAGCGUCACCAAGAUCUACAACUACUACAAGAAGUUCGGCUACAAGACCAUCGUGAUGGGCGCCUCCUUCCGCAACGUGGGCCAGAUCAAGGCCCUGACGGGCUGCGACUACCUCACCAUCUCGCCCAAGCUGCUGGCGGAGCUGCUCAAGGACGGCUCCAAGCUCAGCCCCGCACUCAGUGCCGAGGAAGCCCAGGCCAGCAGCCUGCAGAAGGUCCACCUGGACGAGGCGGCCUUCCGCUGGGAGCACAACGAGGACCAGAUGGCGGUGGAGAAGCUGUCCGACGGCAUCCGCAAGUUCGCCGCAGACUCUGUGAAGCUGGAGAAGAUGCUGCAGGAGCGGAUGUUCAGUGCGGAAAACGGGCGCUAGAGCCUGUGCGAGCGGAUGGAGCGAUCCUGGCUGGACGACGGCGGCGGCGGGCGCCGAGAGGCUCGACCAGGGGCUGCCCCCUUUUGGUGUCAGAUUGGCCCGGAGCAUUAAAGUGGUCACGUGCC